AUGCACAAGGACCACUCCGUGGUGUACUACAUGUUGCCCACGGUAGAACCUCAGAAAGCCGCUCCGAAAGCCAAGCCGGACAAGCCCGAAAAGCAGAACUGGGGCGCUCCUUGGAAAGGCAAUGAGUCGAGCUCAUGGCGCAGCCCAAAAACAGGGGCAAUGGAAGCAGAAGAAGGGAGCCACAGGAACAAAGCUCCCAUUGUGAAGUUGGAUAUCGCGACACCAGAUGGAGAAGAACUUGCCAGGUCCUACAUCAAUAGCCCCUUGUGCGCCUAUGCACAUUUUGGGCUCCCAUGCGGGACUUCGAGCCGAGCCCGAGAAAUAGCACUGCCAAACAUGCCAAGGGCACCAGCCCCACUUAGAAGUGCAGAGCACCCAGACGGCAUACCCAACCUUCCAGCAAAAGAUGCAGAACGGGUAGCAGCAGCGAACAGAGUCUGCGCCGCAGGUUGUCGUCUCAUUGUGCUCUGCAUCUUGCGAGGAGUUCGAUGGAGUUUGGAACAGCCUGCUAGGUCGUGGUUUUGGGCAACAAGUUUUUGGCACUUUGUUUUAACUUUCGUGCAGCCCCUCUACGUCACCUUCCAUUCAUGCAUGUUCGGUGGCCAGCGACCCAAGAAAACCACGAUUGCCACGGACAUCAACGAACUCACCGAGCUGGCAUGUGAGUGUACCAAUCAACACUCACACUUGCCCUGGGGCUACACGGCCGAAGGCUUUGCCACAGCCACAGAGGUAGAGUACCCCCUACAGCUGUGCAAACAAUUGGCAGCAAUCAUUGCACGUGUCGUGGAGCGCGCCUACAAAGGAGCCUUGGAAUCUUUGCCAAGCCACCCGGACAAGAAAGCCAGAGCCCACAGCAUGAAGCAGACCAGGAAGUCUCUAGCCUUCAUGCCUGAAUGGAGCCAUGUGGAGACUCAAAACCUUACAACCACGCCACCAUUUACAGUGGGCACCAAGCUUCCAGAAGCCUUUCAGCAAGACUCCGUUUGCAUUCCACAACACGCGCGCAUUUUGCGCAUCACAGCGGCCCCUCACCAUGAGCAAGAUGGGGGGGAGAACGCUCAUAGUGGAGUUCAAGUUGCUUUUGGCGUCCCCUGGACUGAAGAGGGCUUCAUAGAGGAGGCGUUGAAGAGAGGCCACCCCGCCAAUUUGGUGGAUGGCAUUCCCAAAAGCCUGAGGUCAUCCAUUAAGAACAAUGCCGCUGCCAACUUCGAAGCCUUAGUCUUGAGGAGAGCGCAGUGGUUCAGAAGAUGGACGGCACGUGCAUUUGAGCUCAGGGCUGAAGAGGCCAAACUGCAUGCGGCUUUGCCACCUCACCGCAGAAACAUCCUGAAGAGCAAGAGAUUCUUGGUGCUUCAGGAAAUUCUUGAAGACCUUAAAUACCCUGACCUGGGGAUCGUCCAGGACAUGAGAGACGGGUUCAGCUUGGUGGGGACCGCAGAGGGUGGAGGCAUUUUGCCCGCUGAGUUUCAACCUGCCACUUUGACCAUCAAUGACCUGAGCAUGCAGGGUUGGCUUGCCGAACUCCCUGGCCUGCCCAAAGAUGAUCGCCGAGUGUUGAGGCGCUUCGCUGUGGUUCAAGCGGAGGACAAGGUGAGGCCCAUAGACAACUACACUGAGUCACAGAUCAACGACGCUGUCAACAUCACCGGACGCUGCACUGUUGAUGGAGUGGAUACCAUCAGCGCCAUGGGAGCUGAGUUGAUGAGAGCCCUGGGCAUGGGGCGACUUCCCAAGAAGUUGAAAGGGAGGAGUUUCGACCUCAAGAGUGCCUAUCGUCAACUUGCAGUAAAAGAUGGGUCGUUGAAAUGGGCGCUUUCGAACUUUUGUUGGAUCUCCUCGGGUUGGGAAUUUGAUCGCAGCGGCGAAAAAGCUGAUAGCACGAGCGAACAGGUCUCCGCACUUGGGGGCGUGUUCGAUCUGACACAGAGCGCCGAUGGGGUCAUCCUUGUGGCCAACACUGAAAAGAGGAAGGUGGAUAUAGCAGGGCAAAUAGCGGAGAUCCUCCAAGCCGGACGGAUGACCUCUUCAAAAGCGGCAUCACUCAAAGGGAGACUUGGUUUCGCAGAAGGUCAGUUGUUUGGUAGAGCGAUCAGAAGGUUGAUCAAUGAACUUGGGCAUCACGCCAUGCAUACCCCAACCAGGGGCAUCUUGGGAGAUGGUACCAGAAGAGCCUUGGAGAUGGUGGCCGACAGAACAGUCAAAGCUGGACCACGCAGAGUCGAAGCCACCACCAGUGACGUUGCAUUUCUUUUCACUGAUGCCAGCUUCGAUUGUGAAGCCAGAAGUGGAGGGCUUGGGGCCUUCCUGUUGGACAAGUGUGGCCAUGUCGUUCAAUGGUUUGGCUGCAUCGUUCCCCAAGACCUUUGUGAUUCCUUCAUGGCUGAGAAUCAGGAGCAAGCAAUCGGAGAAUUAGAAGCUCUAGCCGUGCUGGUGGCUUAUCGCUUGUGGGGACUUCACCUUAAGUCAAAGCACCUGGUAUGCCCAGGCACGCGAUCCUUUUUGCAGGGUGCUGGGUCGCUAGUCUCACCGCAGCUGUACACGUUGAGUGCAGUCCCCACUCUCUCCCGAUGCGCUUGUACCAAGCUGUACAUGGGCACUGUCACACCUGAGAAUGUGUCGGCCAACGUGCCAGGAGAGGUGAUCGACUGGGAGCAACCGAUGAAAGCAAUUACAGAAUUGAAACCCUGCACUGCGGCAAGUCGGGGCAUGAUCAAGCAACGACUUGUUGUGGACAACACGCUGGAGGAUGUGUGGCAAGUGUGCCAAGAUUGGUUUGUCUUAGACCGGCGGAUGUUCUUGGACCGCGCAAUUUGGAAGAUGAUUGCUUCGCACACCAUUGUGGAGGAACCAGAGACCAGAUGGGAAGAUGGUGACUUGCAUUGUGGAGUGCGAGGAGUGGCUGAUUUCAGGCCAGCUGUGGACCCCAGUUUCUUGGAUUUAUCUGAACUUGUGCUGGUGAUGUGCCCGCAAAAGGAGGAUGGCAAACUUUCAAUGGUGUGCCUGUCAAUGCGCCUCUUCGCACCCUGUGCGUGGAUGUUAUCAAAAAGAGGAAGUUGGUUGGAACAGUUAGAUCACCAUGCAUAUUUUCGGCAAGACAGCACUGCCGCAGCACUGGUGCUCGGAAAGCAACUCGAGCGGGCUGUGAACUUUGCAGAUUUAGAGUGCCUGAUUAAGGUCACGAAAUGCGCACAAAACGCACAAAGUACUGCUGUACCUGCAACUGCUCCUGGGCGGCGACGACGUGCUCAGAAGGAGAAAUAUGCAGAGCCACGGGACUUUCGGAGUGGCCGUAAUCCAAAAGGGCUCAACCUCUACGUUCCACGUCGAAAAUCCAAUGACCUCAGCUCUGCCAGGCCUCCUGGAGCACCUGUCCGACCAAAGCGUCAGGUGCUGACCUGUGAAGCUAGUGGAGAGCUGGACGCAUUCCUGACCCAACAUCGCCCUAGUGCAAGAGAAUCAGAACAGAUUUGCGUGUGGCGUGGAGGGGAGAAUCUGUGUGAUGCGCAAGACCUACAAGGUCUGCUGGAUGAUGGAGCCAGGCUCGAGAAGACUGGCUCCCUGACACAAGCAACAGUAGUUCAACUUGCCAAGAAGUGGCAAAUUCUCACUGGCAAAUGGUUGCUCUCUGUGCCUGAGUGGCGCAUUGAUGAGCUUUUUACGCUUGCAUCUCAGCGACUGCGCGAUGGGCAACUGCACUGCUACCAGUUAGUUGUGCACAUGCCAACUACAGAUCAAAAGAAAUUCAUGAUCAGUGCGCAUACGAUGGAUUUCACUGAUCAACGGUCGGUCAUGAGUUUGGGUAAGAGCUUACGAGCGGCCGCACGGCAUGGCUUGCGAUGCUACCAAGGGGACUGGGGUGAAUUGCUGGAUGAUCCUUUUGCUGCGCGUGCAAAGAAGGUGUCGCUUGUCUUCAAGCCGGACGUGUUUUCCCGCUUAAGCUUGCACAAAAACAAUCCGUAUGGCAUCAAGACCACUCUGCAUGUUCUGGAGUGUCAAAGAUAUUUAAAAGUGAAAGGCUUUGCCGGCCCGGAUGACCUCGCAGAAGCGCUGCGAGAGCUAAACCCUACGCCAUGCACUGAAAACAAAACGGCGCAGCGUCUCUAUGCCCCCAAUCCUACACCUGAAAUACAAGGCGCGACAGAUACGACAAGUCUCAGCUGCCGCUACGGCAAUCCUCAAAUGUGGCACCAUUGCGGAACUUGCUGUGGCCUCCGUCCGCAUUUCAACUGGGUGGUUGCCACAUGUGAGGAGACCCAGGGCACUGGCCAGUUCUGCUGGAACAUGCCACAGUGCGUCAUAGACGGAUCCCCCAAGAUCAACUACGUCGCUGCUUACCAGUUUGAUGGAACGAAUUUUAUUCUGAUGGACGACUCCACCGCUGGUGAGCUAAGUACAGCAGGUGUGAGCGGCAAUUACUGGCAAAACACCGGUUUCUCUGCGAAGAAUAGUUCAUUUCAGUGGCGGGGCGGCGAUUGGACCACAAAGUAUGCUCCCUGGGCACGGGGUGCAGGUGUGGAAGGGCCACGCGGAGUGACACCACCAGCUGGUCUGUGGAUUCUGAGUGCCGAAAACUUCUAUUACGGUGCUUUCUACAUGCUUUCACAGCUGGGUCUUAACUUAGAUGGACAAGGUCUUCCAACUGGCACCAACUGCUGGAUGUGGGAGCUGGAUCCCGUUGAAGGCACUUCUGGCUGGAGCCCUGGGAAGCCACUACCAGGCAACCUUAAUAUGGCUUACAGCACGGAGAAUGCACAAGCCAGCGGCUGCAUGCCCGUUUCAUAUACCUCAGCACAGGCAAAUGGCAUAGGAGGCCCUUUCAAAUUUCCAGAGGAAUUUCGAGAGGCAUGUGCUGCAAACGUAAGCGAGGCGGGUUGCAGGCCUUGGCGAGAAAAUAUCCAUUGGGGUGGAGGUGGAAAAAGCACGCAGAGGUUCGAGAACCUUUGGGAUGAGCCAUACGUGUUCGCCGUUGUUGUAGAUGCAAAGGGCUAUUGGAUCUAUCGCUGGCGUCCGAAUGCAUAUGACUCUGACGGUGGAGUCAAGACUGGGUGGCCAGGUGUGGAGCGUUUCGCAGCAGAACGGACGCUGCCGCCUCGACCUGCAGCUGUGAAGGAUCCUCGGGGGUUGAGGACAGAUGUUGCAGGAGACGUCGCGGAAGCUGUGAUUCUUCAACCGAGCCUUUCUCCAGAGGCAGUUUGUUUGAGAAGCUCCGUUGAACAGGUCACUUGGCAGUGGGGCACUGAUGCUUUAGCUGCCAUGGCACAGGAACUGGGUGAAAGUGGUCCUGGCUCCAAAUUCGAAGGCGUUCAAAAUUGGUGGUCCAACUUCGCAGACACUGGGCAAAAUGUAAACUACCCUCCCUCGAUCAUGGGACUGGAGGCCAAGAACAUGACUGAGAGAUUGAACUGCCAAAGCGAGAGCACAUUCACUUGCUCCUGUGCUGCUCGGCGAGAGGAAGAGUUGCAACCCAAGGCGCCGGUAAAGUGGGUUUAAUGCUUGGCAGGCUGCAGAAUUUUAUUUAGCCCCUUAGCUGUACAGAGCACUUUCGUCGAGUCGAUGCUGCGGAG
Cladocopium goreaui is the source of this 5567-nucleotide messenger RNA. The record is from the annotation of a GenBank genome assembly. NCBI's taxonomy places the organism in Eukaryota, Dinophyceae, Suessiales, Symbiodiniaceae.